This is a messenger RNA of Ictalurus punctatus (channel catfish), 501 nucleotides long. Its product is annotated as histone H2B-like. Bases 55 to 429 code for a protein of 124 amino acids. Gene Ontology annotation, molecular function: structural constituent of chromatin; DNA binding; protein heterodimerization activity. The record is from RefSeq and is a predicted model, not a curated record. The transcript has a single exon. Lineage: Eukaryota; Metazoa; Chordata; Actinopteri; Siluriformes; Ictaluridae. Gene Ontology annotation, cellular component: nucleosome.
GGGCGCGAGGCGGGCGUUAGUCAUUUACUGUUCGUUUAUUCGACAAGCAGCAUCAUGCCCGAUCCAGCCAAGACCGCGCCCAAGAAGGGAUCAAAGAAAGCCGUGACCAAGACGGCCGGCAAAGGAGGCAAGAAGCGCAGAAAGUCCAGGAAGGAGAGCUACGCCAUCUACGUGUACAAGGUCCUGAAGCAAGUGCACCCUGAUACCGGCAUCUCAUCCAAGGCCAUGGGCAUCAUGAACUCCUUCGUGAAUGAUAUUUUUGAGCGCAUCGCCGGUGAGUCUUCUCGUCUGGCUCAUUACAACAAGCGUUCCACUAUCACCUCCAGGGAGAUCCAGACCGCCGUGCGCCUGUUGCUUCCCGGUGAGCUGGCCAAGCACGCCGUGUCCGAGGGCACAAAGGCCGUCACCAAGUACACCAGCUCCAAGUGAAGCGCGUUACCGCCGUCUUCAUCAACCCAACGGCUCUUUUAAGAGCCACCCACUUUUCAUACAAAGAGCAAU